Molecule: messenger RNA, 2691 nt
Organism: Aspergillus steynii IBT 23096
Lineage: Eukaryota; Fungi; Ascomycota; Eurotiomycetes; Eurotiales; Aspergillaceae
Product: putative glycosyl hydrolase
Exons: 2
Coding region: 1-2691 (896 amino acids)
Biological process (GO): carbohydrate metabolic process
Molecular function (GO): hydrolase activity, hydrolyzing O-glycosyl compounds
Source: RefSeq, a predicted model, not a curated record
AUGCAUCUCUUCCUCCUCACCCUCCUAGCAACCCUCACCACCUCCCUCAACCUAUCCUCCCCAGGAGACACAUCCCCCAUCCCAUCCUGGCAUCUCCAAUCCUCCCUCCAAGCCCCCACAAACCUAUCCCACCUCUCCCUCCCCUCCACCAACAUCACCCAGCUCAACCCAGCAUGGCACCCUAUCCCCUCCUCCCACGCCACCGUCAUGGCCGCCCUCCUCGCCAACAACAUCUACAACACCUCGCACCUCUUCUACUCGGAUAACAUGGCGUCUCUCGAUACCGACCCAAGCUUCCAAUCCCCAUGGCUCUACCGCUCCACCAUCACCAUCUCGCCUCCUCGCCCUGACGAGCAUAUUCUGCUACUAACGCAUGGGAUUACCUCAAAAGCUGAUAUUUUCUUCAAUGGCAUAAAGAUCGCCAGCAGCGAGACGCAGAGGGGGUCGUAUACAGGCGGACGGUAUGAUGUGACCGGUUUUAUCGCGAAAAGUAACACAGGAGGGAGAAGUGAGAAUGUGGUACUGAUCAAGGCAUACCCCACGAACUAUCUGGGUGACCUUGCUCAGGGGUUUAUUGAUUGGAACCCGUACCCGGCUGAUAAUGGCACAGGAGUGUGGAGGGACGUGGAAGUGAAGCGGACGGGGAGGGUGUGGGUGUCCAGUCUGAGGGUGCUAACUGACUAUGCUGGGGCAAAGGGAGGAGAUGUGAACGUCACGGUGAAAGCGGAAUUGGUGAAUCUGGAGAAUAGUCCUGUUCGGGUUACCGUGCAAGGGUAUAUUGAAGGACCUGGAUCCAAUGGAGCGAGUAUAGCGAACCUGGCGAGCGGGUUCAAACUCGAAGCCCAAAAGAACACAACAGUGUCCAUUACAGUUCUGAUUCGAAAUGCUAGCAUCUGGUGGCCUGCAGCAUGGGGUUCGCAGCCUGUAUACACGGUGCAUUUGAACGUCUCACUUGGGGCUGCGAUGGCAGUCUCAGACGUGGCGAAACCAGCACGGUUCGGGAUCCGCACUGUCUCGUCGAGAGUAAACGCGCACAACGACACCGAGUUCAGCAUCAAUGGCCAUCCCUUCCGUGUGAGAGGCGCCGGGUACGCGCCGGACCUGUACCUUCGAUUCGACCUCGACCGCGUCAGGACCAUGUUUCUGUACAUGCUCGACAUGGGACUGAAUACUGUCCGGCUGGAAGGAAACCAGGAACACCCACAGCUGUACGACCUCGCUGAUGAACUCGGGCUAAUGGUCCUCGCGGGCUGGGAGUGCUGCGAUAAAUGGGAAGCGUGGGAUUACGCCGAAGACGCCAAAGGCACCCCCUGGACCGACCCCGACUACACCACCGCGUAUACCUCCAUGCUUCACGAAGCCGCCAUGAUGCAGCCUCAUCCCUCCCUCCUCGCCUUCCUCGUCGGAUCAGACUACUGGCCCAACGACCGUGCCACGAGCGCAUACCUCUCCGCCCUGCGCCGCAUGGACUGGUCCACGCCCGUCAUCGCAUCCGCCUCGAAACGCGGCUACCCGGACGCACUGGCCCCCUCGGGGAUGAAAAUGGACGGCCCCUACGACUGGGUGCCGCCGAAGUACUGGACCGGAUCGCAGUACGGGGCUGCAUUCGGGUUCGGAUCCGAGCAGGGCGCAGGGGUCGGGACACCUGAGCUGUCCAGCCUGCACACCUUCCUAUCCCCAAGCGAGCUGGAUAGUCUAUGGCGCGACCCAGCUAAAAACCAGUACCAUAUGUCGCGAUAUGACUCCAGCUUCUACAACAGAGCUAUCUACAACAAAGCGCUCUUCGGCCGCUACGGCCCCCCAUCCAGUCUGACCGAUUACGUCCGCAAAGCGCAAAUGAUGGAUUACGAGGCGACGAGGGCGGAGUUCGAGGGUUUCGCGAUGAAGCAGAACGCGAGUCGUCCUGCGACGGGGGUCGUGUAUUGGAUGCUGAAUAGCGCAUGGCCGAGCCUGCAUUGGCAGCUUUUCGACUACUACUUGCGGCCGGGGGGUGCGUUUUUCGGGACGAAGACGGGGGCGAGGAAGGAGCAUGUUGCGUUUGAUUAUGACGAGGGGAGUGUUUAUUUGGUUAAUCAUGGGAUUGAGCUUGGGAGGGGGGAUGUGAGUGGGAGUAGGACGGUGCAGGUUGAUUUGGUGGGUCGGGAUGGGGGGUAUAUUUGGGGGGAGAACGUGACGGCGCAGACGGUGCCGAAUGCCUCGAAGAGAGUGACGAAGGUGGAUGGGUUGAAGAGGAUCAGGGAUGUCGCGUUUCUGCGUCUGAUGCUGCGUGAGGGUGAUGGGAAGAUGCUCAGUCGGAAUGUUUAUUGGCUUUCGGCGAAGAGUGAUGUGUUGGAUUGGGAGAACUCGAAUUGGUAUACGACGCCGACGAAGCAGUUUGCUGAUUUUACAGCGCUAGGGCGCAUGGCGAAGGCGAGGGUUACGACUGAUAUCGGGAGCCUGGAUAGUAAGAAGGGGUUCAGCAAGGUUGAAGUGACGCUGAGCAAUGAGUCUGAGGUUCCGGCUGUGUUUUUGCACUUGGUGGCUUUGGAUCCGGCGAGCAGGGAGGAGAUCGCGCCGGUUUACUGGUCGGAUAACUACGUGACGUUGUUUCCGAGGGAGAAGAUCAAAUUGACGGCCGAGGUACAGAGUACAGAGUGGAUGGUUGUGUUGGAGGGGAAUAAUGUGCGCAAGGUGAUGGUGGGACAUAACUAG